GACGCGCCUGCACUUUACCUCCCCGCGGACAUCCAGGAUUGCUACGCAUCUACCUUAGCAACCAUGUCUCAGCCGCAGGUAAACCCGAAAAAGCAGCAAGAGCUGCAAGUUCAGUACUCCACCUACAAGAACAUCCUGCAACAGCUUGCGCAAAAGAUCGGUGACGUCGAGCAAGAAACGGAGGAGCACAAGCUAGUUUUGGAGACCUUGGAACCCUUGUCUGAAGACCGGAAGUGCUUCCGCAUGAUCAAUGGUGUCUUGGUGGAGAGGACAGUGAAGGACGUGGUGCCGGCGCUCAAGACGAACUCCGAAGGGCUGAAGAAAGUGCUCGACGACCUUCUGAAGCAGUACAAGGCGAAACAAGAGGAGAUGGAGAAGUGGAAGAAGAAGAACAACAUUCAGGUAGUACAGCAAUGAAGCCGUCGCUCGACGCGGACAUCGUUCACGCGAUCUCAGUCGGAAUCGAAUAGCUCUUCACGAGGACGACACCUCAGCUCGCGCGCCCAACAUCCCAGACUUGGCGUCAGGGGUGUGUGUCAAAACAGUCUCUCGUGGCAUUCAGAAUUUUCACGGAAGGAAGCUUCUGUUGCUAGACGGCAAGCCCUGCGGUCAGCCUGCAUUAACUACAGAUUCAGAGGGUAUCAAAACAGCUGCACGUCGGAAUCCCCCGCCGACGGACGAAGAAGAGAUCGGCUAGAUGACAUAUGGCUCACCAGCUAAAGAUAGUGCGGUUGACAUGGGUGCGGCGCGGUGCAGGCGAUGAACUGUACGUACAGGAACAGGGCGUUCGAGAUCUAUUGUCGAGGCAGUGUAUAAUGAAGUCAACAAACCCCAGA
This is a messenger RNA of Aplosporella prunicola CBS 121167, 836 nucleotides long. RefSeq lists its product as uncharacterized. The record is from RefSeq and is a predicted model, not a curated record. The transcript has 4 exons. Gene Ontology annotation, cellular component: cytoplasm; prefoldin complex. Gene Ontology annotation, biological process: protein folding. Gene Ontology annotation, molecular function: protein folding chaperone. Lineage: Eukaryota; Fungi; Ascomycota; Dothideomycetes; Botryosphaeriales; Aplosporellaceae. Bases 64 to 417 code for a protein of 117 amino acids.